UGAGAUCACGUACGAAUUUUUUUCUUUUUUUCUCAAUUUGGAGUCAGAGAAGACGACGUCACACGUUUUAACGGCUAUUGCUUUGUUGUGCUGUAGGUGUGAGUGAGUAUUUGUGCACGUAAAAGCUAGCAGCGGACAACGACGACGUCGACAAAAAGAACUCGCUUAGUGUUAUGAGCUGAGGCUAGAGUACCUACCUGUUAGUUGCCUGUUGACUGUCGAACGUUUUGGUGGUGUUUCAAUUAAAACGCGCUUAGAAAAGUAGUAGAAGAAAACAACACAAGGAAAAACAAAAAACACAACAACAAUAUAAAACGUCUAGCUAACAACUUAAUACCAAACAACGAGAAGAGAAUAUUUUAUUUUCUGAACCCAUACUACAACAACACUCAACCUUUAAGAAAGAAUCAUCAACGAACGAAUCUGAAUCUUCAACAUCUUAACGCCGAUCGCCAAACACCGCCGCUGAAACCCCUCAGCAAAGGCAAACAAGUUAACAACACUACGACGUUUACCGGAGUGUAUGUGUCUCUAAGAGCCAUGUCUUCCAGUAAGCUAAACAUUAAGUAAGCGUCUUUUUGGAACCUGGAACAUACCAAACACCAAAGGAAUAAAACGCUGCCUAAACAAAAGAAAAAAGUCGCAGAAAAAUGGAUUGGUCCGAGGGUGAUUUGGUAUGGUUUGAUCCCGGUGUGGGUCAUCCCAUACCAGGAGAAAUACAAGAAGUGCAUCGUGCGGCACAAGUCAUAGUUGUGCAGGCGGUUAUUAAAGGCAAGGCUCAAACUUUUGCUCUGCAACCGGGAGAAGGCAAUCUGAGGCCUCGACAGGAUUUGGGCAAUAGUGGCGUCGAGGAUAUGACCAUGCUGGAGGAUUUACAUGAGGCCUCUCUGCUGUGGAACCUGCGUUUGCGUUAUGACAAAGGCCUUAUCUACACAUUUGCGGGCAGUAUUUUGAUAGCCAUCAAUCCAUACAAAAUGUUUCCCGACUCCUAUGGCCUUGAGGUGGCCAAACAAUAUGCUGGCAAACCCUUGGGAACCAUGCCUCCUCAUCUUUUUGCCAUAGGAGCUGCAGCUCAUGCCUCCCUGCCCUCACCCCAAGUUGUGGUUAUUUCAGGAGAAUCGGGUUCUGGCAAGACAGAAUCCACCAAACUGGUCAUGCAGUAUUUGGCUGCUGUGGUUCCGGGAGGAGGCUCAGCCUCGGCAGUUAUUACCGAACAAAUCCUGGAAGCGGCACCUUUGCUAGAGGCUUUUGGCAAUGCACGCACCACACGCAAUGAUAACAGUUCUCGUUUCGGCAAAUAUUUGGAGGUGUACUUUAAAAAUGGUGCUAUUGUGGGAGCGAAGAUCACCCAAUACUUGUUGGAAAAGUCGCGCAUAGUAACCCAGGCUCCAGGAGAGAGAAACUAUCAUGUCUUCUAUGAAAUGCUGGGUGGUCUAUCGGAGGCUGAACGCACUAAAUAUGGCCUAUUGGAGGCCGAUAAAUAUUUCUAUCUCAAUCAAGGGGCCACUGAUUGUGCUCCGGGACGUGUGGAUUGGGAUUCGCUGCAAAGCGCCAUGCAAGUCUUGGGCGUUUCCGAGGGAGAACGGGAAGGCAUUAUCAGAGUUUUGGCUUCCGUUUUGCAUUUGGGCAAUGUGUAUUUCCAUCGCCGUCAGCUGAGACAUGGCCAAGAGGGUGUGGAAGUUGGCUCUGAUGCCGAAAUCAAGUGGGCCGCCCAUUUAUUGCACAUCUCUGCCGAAGGUUUACACAGAUCCCUAACCAGUCGAAUAACUGAAGCUCGCUCAGAACGUCUGCACACACCUCUGAGCAUAGAUCAGGCCCUCGAUUCCAGAGAUGCCUUUGCCAAAGCCUUGUACUCAGGCCUCUUCAAUUGGCUUGUGUCCCGCAUCAAUUCCAUAGUCCAGAAGGGUGGCACUCAUGAUGCCCACCGUAUAUCCAUAUUGGAUAUUUUUGGCUUUGAAGAUUUGGCUGAGAAUUCCUUCGAGCAGCUUUGCAUCAAUUUUGCGAACGAAAAUCUUCAGCUCUAUUUCAACAAACAUGUCUUCAAACUGGAGCAGGCCGAGUAUUCGCGAGAACGUUUGGAAUGGACCCCCUUGACUUGGGAUGACAAUUUGCCAGUUAUUCACUUAUUAGCCAAGAAACCAGUGGGAAUUUUCCAUCUGCUUGACGAUGAAUCAAAUUUCCCUCGAGCCUCCGACAUGAGUUUCCUGGAGAAAUGUCACUAUAAUCAUGCCCUCAAUGAGUUGUACUCCCGUCCCCGUGUGGGAGCCCAGGAGUUUGGUAUCACCCACUAUGCCGGCCAGGUGUGGUAUUGUGUUGAUGGUUUCCUCGAUAAAAAUCGCGAUGCCUUGCGCGGUGAUGUCUUGGAGCUUUUGGGAUCCAGUAAAUUGCAGUUGGUUUCCGAUCUCACCAAGCAAUUACGAGCUCAACGUGAUUCUGGCAAGACCUUGCCCAAGGGAAACAAUGGUCGCUUCGUUACAAUGAAACCCAGAACUCCCACUGUGGCGGCACGUUUCUCCGACUCUCUGCAACAAUUGCUGCAGUCCAUGGGGCGCUGUAAUCCUUGGUUUGUGCGUUGCAUAAAGCCCAACAAUGAGAAGCAGUCGUUGAAAAUGGACAUGCCUUGUGUGCUGCAACAGCUGCGUUAUUUGGGCAUGCUGGAUACCAUACAGAUUAGGCAGAAGGGUUAUCCUGUGCGAUUGCGCUUCCAACAUUUCAUAGAACGAUAUCGUCAUUUGAUGAGAACUCCCCUGUCCCGGGGUACCCCGUAUCGAGAACUAUGUCGUAUGUUGCUGGAAUCCAUGCCUGGUACUGGCAUUGAUGGGCCCGAUUAUCAGCUAGGAGCAACCAGAGUAUUUCUCAGGGAAGCUCUGCAUCGCAUGCUGGAAUCCAGCCGUUCCGAUCGUCUGAAGACGGCAGCUGUGGCUAUACAGAAACAUGUACGCGGCAUGCUAGCCCGUCGUCAUCUAAUACGCAAAAAGAAAGCAGCCACUCGCAUUCAGUCCCGUUGGCGUGGUCAUCGUGAGCAGGCGAAAUAUCAGAACCUGCGCAAGAGUGUAACCAAGGCUCAGGCUUUGUGGCGUGGAAAAAUGGGCCGCAAGCGUGCUGUUAAACUAAAGGCGGAAUACCAAAGGCGUUUGGAGGCCCAAAGGGCCCAGAAGGAACGAGAAGCCAAAAAGCAGGCCAAAGAAAAUUUGGAACGCAGUCAAAUCUCCUAUUUAGAUAUCCCAGCCGAAUUGGCCUUCAUCUUUUCGAAAAGCGAAGGUUGGACGCCCGUUCACGGGGAUAGACAUUUGGUCAAAGUUGUGGGCACUGUUCCGGGACCUCCUGUGGCCGCUGAUCUUCCCAAGGAUUUGGAUCAAUUCUCAUUUGGAAAAUUCAGCUCGGUGUAUUGUAAUGGCAUGCGAUUGGCGGCUCGCCGAGAGCCCAUCACCACCCCAUUCCUAUCAAGGGCUGCCUCUAGAGAUCAAGACUUCCAAGAUUCCUUGGCUGUUUUCAAGCUGAUCUUGCGUUGGACCAAUGACAAGAGUAUGGAUGGCAACAAGGAAAAGGUACUCUCCGAUUACAUAGUCCACAAGGGCUUGUCCUCUCGUGGUUUACGCGAUGAAAUUUUAGUUCAGCUCUGCAAUCAAAUCUACAACACCGACGAAGUGCAGGCUCAACGUCUAUGGCAGUUGAUGGCCCACUGCCUGUCUUGCUUCCAACCGGGGCCGGCAUUUAGCAAAUAUUUGAUGAAAUUCAUAGUGGAUAAUGCUCCUGAUUCUAUGAGGGAAAUGCUUUUGAAGAAGAUUCUUCGGAAUACUCACUCCACCUAUGCCAACAGUUGUAGAAACUUCACCCCUUCGUGGGUGGAAUGGAGAGCAAUAUCGCGAAUGUCAGAUAUUGCUGUAUCCUUGACCAUGCCCGAUGACACCAACCAAACGGUGGCCAUAGACUCGUGGACCACAUGUGAAGAGGCUGCCUCACUGGCUGUCUCCACUCUGGGCAUUUCCAAUCGUGGUUGGACUGUAGUGCUGGAUGAUGGUAAACUAGUCACCGACUCUUGUGGCUUGGACUAUGUCUUGGAUUUGAUUUCGGAAAAAGAGCUUUGCCCUGCCUUCCCAGCUUUGCGUAGUGAUUUGAUGACAACAGGUGCCAAAUUUCAUCGAACUAUUUUGCCUGAAGGCGAUAGCAGUACUCCAAAGAGGCCUCAAGUUCCCCCACCAGAGCCUCCCAAAAUGAAAGCAACGCCUCCCAGCGAGUCACCCAUCUCAGAUUCGCAUGACGAACAGCCCAUACGCAAGAAUUCAAGAAAUAUUUUGUCUAGGAGCUCAGCCUUAAACGAUCGCUACUUUGAGCAGGAGAAAUCCAGAUCAAAAUCCUUGGAUGAUCUUUUGGCGGGAGAUGUUACCGAUUUGGAUGCUGCCACUGAGCCAGAGCCCUUGGCCGAAAUGGGUCUUUCGGAAAGUCGCCUCAAUGAAAGAUAUCACUCGGCAGAACGUCUUACACCUAUGGGCAAGGAAACAGCUCCUCGGUAUCAAAAAUCGCAAUAUGCUGGUCGUAGAUCCCAUGGGGGAUCGCAUUCAAGCAAAUACAUGGACAAGUCGGAAUAUGCCACCAGAUCUUCAGCCAUGUCAGACACCAGUGAAGCUCCUUCGUUGGCUUCUCAUGUAAGAAGGGUGCGUGUGCCCUCCCAAGCUUCGGAUGUAGAUCAAUUCUUGGAUGAUUUAUUCAGUCCAGUAUUGGAUGGUUCUUUGGAUGAACUCUCCGAUGCCAGAUCAUUGGCCGCCAGUAUUCGAGGAGGAGGAGGGCCUCCCCCUACCUCAGCAAUUGUAGAAGAAAUUGAUUUCUUUGAAGCUCCAGAUUGCGGUCACCAUGAAUUAACUUUGAAUGCCCACCAGUUGUCCUGCAAGAUAAAGGGUGGCGGUGAAAAAGGCCAUGAGGAAAACGCUUCAGCCAAUUUGGAUGACUACAUAACAGGGCUUUUUAAGCCAAUUUUCGUCAACGAUGCUGUCAAAGUACUGACCGAACAUUCCGAACUGAUUGAGACCAUUAAGGGUGGCGGUACAGCUCAGGCUCAAACCUCCGCAGGCAAUGCGUCAUUCUCCAGCUCCCCCAGAAGUCCAGUGUUGAAUAAUUCAGAAAAUAUUCUACAGCUGGUCAAUAUACCACCCGAUUCGGAUCCUUCCGCCUACCAACACCAAGUUCAGAGAGCUUUUCUGCAAUCGGCCAUGGCCCAGAAUCUACAAAUUCAGCAGCAAUUAUUGGCCCAAAACCAGGCAUUGCAAACGUUACUCAGCCAGCAAGAUACUACGGUGGCUGCUGGCACAACUUCACCACCUCCCAUACCUCCCAUAAUGCCUGUGGUCAAUCAUGUGAGUGCGACCACAGCGACAUCCAAUAACAUGACGGCAAAAAUCAGUGUCAUGUCCAAUGAAGCUCCUCAGCAAGGGCGCAAACAAAGUGUCAAGAAUCGAAUUUCUCAGUUUUCUGAGAAUGAUCGCAAUCGCAAAGCGUCUUCGGACAGCGGAGGAUCGUUGAUUCCACCUCCUCCACCACCACCCAUGCCACCGCCCAUCGAAGUCAAAGAUCCCUCGGAGACAAGACACUUUUUGGACCCGUAUGGCAGGGCAAAAACUGUGCGCAUUGGCAAAUGGCGCUGGCCUCCACCCCAGGAUGGUCCCCAAUUUGAGACAGAGGAAGACUUUUUUGCUUUCAAAAUGCGCCAGCAUCAGCGUAAGAAUACACCACAGUCCCAGUUUCACAGCAGCAACGGCUCGUUGUCAGGCUCAGCCAUUGAGUGGGAGGAAUUUGAAGUCCAUGAUAACUCCAAAAGUCCCUCGCCUGUGGUUUCAAUGCCUGUGCACACCACCCAAAUGGUGCGCACCCAAAUCAAGAUUGAAACUGGCAUUAAACACAACUCCAAGCCGGUUAUGGAGCAGUCGCCACCUCAGCAAACUGUGGUGACUACAAAAACCACCAAGAAAAGCUUUGAGAUUGGAGCAGAUCGUCCUCCACCGGGAAGUGUGGGCAAGCUUAAGUUGAGUUCUGAAAUGCGCCAACGUUUGGAACAGGUUACCGCUGGACAUUCGGUACGUUCUACAGUCAGCACCAAGUCGGAGCAAAGGACACCAGCCAAAUUGGAGGAUACCAGAAAGAUGAUGUUGCAGCAACAGCUCAGUGGCCAAUUCAGCAACAUGAUGACCUCCAAUACCACGGUGGACUUGCAUACCGUGCGCUCCCACAUCGAACGUAUGGAGGAGAAGUUAGUGCCUCCUCCCUCCUGGCCAUCGCAUGUACCACCCGCACCAAACAUACCAGCUCCACCACCACCUAUAAGGCCUCCAAAUGUAGCGCCUCCCGCUCCACCACCAGUUCCCAAGAGUCCUCCCGUACACAUGCUCGAGACGGAGGAAAAUGAAUAUCGUGGCCAGGCAAAGGAUGUGCCGGCCUUUAUUCAACGUCAAGAUCGCGAUACCUUUGGUGUAAGACACAAUUGGAAUGGCUCCGACGAUUCCAAGGAUGCUUAUGAUUCAUGGGGUCGCACUGAAGCUGCCAAACUGGAUAUGGUCUAUGAGAAGAGCUACAAAAAGGAGAUGAAAAAUGAAAGGGAACGUUCGCGCUCUAGGUCCCGUUCUAGGGACCGUGAUGAUUUCUCCGAGUCUGUGUGGGAUCGUGCAGAGGUUGAGGGCCCUGCCUCCAGUGGCAGUGAUCGUGAGAGAGAAAAGGAGCGUGAGAAACGUGAGCGAAUAUAUGAAAUGCGUCAGGUCGAACGUGAAAAGGAAAGUCACAAAGUUUACCAGCCAGCACCGCCUAAGGUGGUAACGGCCACCAUUGAGAGAAACACGGAUCGCACAGACAGCUACAGCCCAGUGAUGGUGGGAGAACGCAAGUAUUCCUACCAAGCCAUGGUAUCGAACAAGAAGCAGUCCCUUCCAAUUUCGCCGGCUCCUAUUGUGCCCACUAUGUCUAGCAUGCCCAAUAUGUCGCACAUGUCGAAUAUGUCUACCGUAUCGCACACCUCCAAUGUGGCCAAUGUCUCCAGCAUGUCUCACAUAUCCAACACACCGGCCACCUUCCGCACGCACAUGGCCCAAAAGUAUGAAAAGGAAAGAAAACGCAAGACCUCGGCUUCGACCACAGUGUCACAAAGUACACGACGUGACGAGGAGACUGAUGGCGCAGAUGAAUGGCCCCUGCCAGCCAUACCAGCGCCAGUACCUGCUCCAGCCUCUCUAAAGCAUCCGGCAAAUGCUUGUCUUACCUACAACAGAGUGCCAUGGAAGUUAAGGGUACGCAAAGAAGUCUUCCAUCCCAACGAACCCAUUGGACCUCCCGUGGCUUUGGAUCUGCUCUUUGCUCAAGUGUCUGCGGAUGUCUUUGGUUUAACUCCCUCACUGCGUAUAUCACCGCAGGAGAAAGUGGCUGCCAUUAAUAUGCUCAAUGGCCAUGGGGUGACGGCAGAGACCAUACGCAGCCAAAAUGUAAGGGCCAUAGUCAAGCGGCAUCUCAUUGAUAUGGCGCGCGAGUGGCCUUUGUACUUUGCUCGCCUCUUCCCUGUGCAGGGAGCCCCACAAUAUCCCGAUGUUUCUAUUAUGGGCAUAUCACACAAUGGCCUUUAUUUGGCACGACGUGAUGCUGACUAUUUAAUUGUGGUCCAGGCCAUACCUUUUGCUGAGAUUCAGAAUGCAGUGACCCUACCUAGGCCAGCUUCCCUACAAUUGAAUAUGCGCAAUGGUAAAAAUGUGGCCCUGCAUGCGGUGCGAGCAGCAGCCAUACAGGCAAUGGUCACCAUGUUUGUGCAGGAGUUUAGGAAGACACAAUCGAAAGCUUCCACCUUGUCGUCGGGUGUGCGUGCCGCUGCCCAAACCCUGAAUGUGCCCAUUGAGCGCUUAGAGUCCAGACAGUCAAAUCACCGCGAAGUCAUACAUGCCAGUUCCAAUAAUGGCCACAAUAUGACCAGCUCCAGUACACAUCAUCAACAAAUGCGCAAUGCUUCUUCACCAAUGAUGGCCGGAUCUUAUGAUGAUACCCAUCAUCAUAUGCAACACUCUCAACAGCAACAACAACAGCAGCAGCAACAAAUGCAUCAUCAUAGCAGUAGUCGAGUAGAACAAAGUUCCAGGGCUGAAGUGCAUUCACGCUCCGAAAUGCAUUCAUCCCGCUCCAUGCAUCACAGCAGCAACAUGCAUGACAACAUUGAUCACCACCAUGCGCCAGUAACAACAGGUCAGGCUCCUCAUCACUAUAAUGGCCACAAUGAGGAUGACGAUAGAAUCAUUGAACGUGAGCACUAUGGAGGGGAACAUCAUCAGCAGUAUACCAAGCAGCAAAGUUAUUUGCAUUCUGGACGCAAGCUAUCCAAUCAACAAUAUCAUGGAGCUGGCAUGCCUCCUCGGGAGCAGGCGCCGCAUGUACCAAAUCACCUAAAUCAACAGAUUCUGGAUGCCAACUAUAUGGCAGAGGAUCAGCAUAAUGGAGGUGGUUCCACUUCACCUUCGGUUACCCGUUAUUCACUGUUACAGUUUGCCAUGCAACACUUUAGAAAUGACCAAAUUUCUGACUCACGUUCCCAUGGCCGUGAAUCUUCGGAACGUUCUUCCAAUCGCUCAUAUGCUGAACUGGUGAAAUGGCAGGGCCUGCCCAUACGCAUGCCUUUGUUGCGUUUGCCCAAUGACUUGGCUCCCCUAGCUUUAGAAUGUUUUGAGUGUAUAUUGUGUUAUUGUGGUGACAUACCCAUGGAUCCCGAGCUAACCGAGGUGAAAUGUGUUUACACGGUGCUAAUGCAUUGUCACAAAUACUUGGCAUUACGUGAUGAGGUCUACUGCCAGUUAAUGAAGCAAACUACCGCCAAUCGUUCGCCCUGUCCCGAUUCCACUCAGCGUGGCUGGCGUCUACUCAGUAUUUUAGCAGCAUAUUUUGGCUGUUCCGAUGCCUUGAGGCCUUAUCUAUUGGAACAUCUAACCUCGGCUGCCUCAGAUCGCCGACGUUCGUGUCAUGGCACUGCCGCGGUAUGCUUAACCAAUCUUCGCAAAACGGCACGUUGUGGUGGUCGAAAGAAUGUGCCCAGUGUGGAAGAGGUGACCGCAGUGUCGGCAGGUCGUUCAGCUCGUCGACAAAUCUACCGUUUGCCUGGAGGAGCAGAAAGGGUGGUCAAUACCCGCUGUUCCACAGUGGUGGCGGAUGUUAUAGCCGAAUUGUGCGCUUUAUUGGGCAUUGAAUCGGAAACCGAACAGCAAGAAUUCUCCUUGUAUUGCAUAGUUCAAGGAGAUGCCUUUACCAUGCCCUUGGCAGCAGAUGAAUAUAUUUUGGAUGUUACCACAGAGCUACUGAAAUCGGGCCAGCCUUUCUAUCUGAUAUUCUGUCGCUCGGUCUGGCAUUUCCCCCUGAAGAGGGAUCCUGCCCCCACGCCCUUAUAUGUGGAGGUUCUUUUCAAUCAAGUGGCGCCCGAUUAUUUGGAAGGUCUGCUGCUUGAAUUACCUGGCAAUGGUGUGCCUCCACCUGAUGUCGUACGCGAUAUGGCGCGCAUAGCGGCUUUAUUACAUAGGGCGGCCGACCUAAGUCAUGUACCAGCAAUGAAGGAAAUCAAAUUCCUAUUGCCUAAACCAGCUUUAGGUAUUAGAGAAAUAAGGCCAGCCCAAUGGGUGGGUCUAGUCCAAUCGGCUUGGCCACAGAUUGCCAAUCUAAGUCCGGGGCAGGUUAAAGCCCAGUUCUUGAAUGUGUUGUCGGCAUGGCCUUUAUUCGGUAGCAGUUUCUUUGCGGUGAAACGUAUAUGGGCCGAAGAGGGUCCGCAUGUCGAUGACGGUCCCAUGUGGAGGGAUUUGAUAUUGGCCCUGAAUCGUAGGGGAGUAUUAUUCUUGGAUCCCAAUACACAUGAAACAAUGCAACAUUGGCCAUUUAUGGAGGUCAUAUCGACAAGGAAGGUCCGUUCCGAGGAUGGUGCAUUGUUUUUGGACAUGAAGGUGGGCAAUCUGAUGCAGCAACGUGUCAUACGGGUUCAAACCGAACAGGCUCAUGAGAUAUCGCGUUUGGUACGCCAAUACAUAACCAUGGCUCAAAUUAGUCAACGUGACAAAAGGGAUGUUGUCAAUUAAUUACUUAAUUAAUUAAUAAUCUGUACUUCUUAAAUUAAUUAAAAAAAAAAAACAAAAAUACACCUACACAUCUUUAAGAGAAUUUUAAUUUAUAAAAAAUAUAUAACUUUAUAAAACAUGUUUGCUUUAACUAUUUACAAUACUUGGCUCUCAGCUGUUAUUAUUUUGUUUUUUGAAAUUUAUAUAAAAAUUAUUAUUCUUGUCAAAAAUGAAAAAAAAUAUAUAAAAAC
Molecule: messenger RNA, 10300 nt
Organism: Stomoxys calcitrans (stable fly)
Lineage: Eukaryota; Metazoa; Arthropoda; Insecta; Diptera; Muscidae
Gene: Myo10A
Product: unconventional myosin-XV
Exons: 8
Coding region: 651-10070 (3139 amino acids)
Cellular component (GO): myosin complex; cytoskeleton
Molecular function (GO): cytoskeletal motor activity; ATP binding; protein binding
Source: RefSeq, a predicted model, not a curated record